Suricata suricatta (meerkat) is the source of this 2566-nucleotide messenger RNA. RefSeq names its product homeobox A10 (gene HOXA10). NCBI's taxonomy places the organism in Eukaryota, Metazoa, Chordata, Mammalia, Carnivora, Herpestidae. Gene Ontology annotation, biological process: regulation of transcription by RNA polymerase II. The transcript has 3 exons. Gene Ontology annotation, cellular component: nucleus. Gene Ontology annotation, molecular function: RNA polymerase II cis-regulatory region sequence-specific DNA binding; DNA-binding transcription factor activity, RNA polymerase II-specific. The record is from RefSeq and is a predicted model, not a curated record. The coding region runs from base 1 to 1224 and encodes 407 amino acids.
AUGUCAGCCAGAAAGGGCUAUCUGCUCCCUUCGCCAAAUUAUCCCACAACAAUGUCAUGCUCGGAGAGCCCCGCCGCGAACUCUUUUUUGGUGGACUCGCUCAUCAGCUCCGGCAGAGGCGAGGCUGGCGGGGGUGGCGGCGGCGCGGGCGGCGGCGGUGGCGGCGGCUACUACGCCCACGGCGGGGUCUACCUGCCACCAGCGGCAGACCUGCCCUACGGGCUGCAGAGCUGCGGGCUCUUCCCGGCUCUGGGAGGCAAACGCAAUGAGGCGGCAUCGCCAAGCGGCGGCGGCGGCAGCGGGGGCCUGGGUCCCGGGGCGCACAGCUACGCGCCCGCGCCUAUAGACCUGUGGCUGGACGCGCCCCGGUCUUGCCGGAUGGAGCAGCCCGAGGGGCCGCCACCGCCGCCGCCGCCNNCCCCGCCGCAACCACCCCAACCCCCGCCGCAGGCCACCUCGUGCUCUUUCGCGCAGAACAUCAAAGAGGAGAGCUCCUACUGCCUCUACGACUCGGCGGACAAAUGCCCCAAAGGCUCCACCGCCACAGCCGAGCUGGCUCCCUUCCCGCGAGGCCCGCCGCCCGACGGCUGCGCCUUGAGCACCUCCAGCGGGGUGCCCGUGCCCGGCUACUUCCGCCUCUCCCAGGCCUAUGGCACGGCCAAGGGUUACGGCAGCAGCGGCGGCGCACAGCAGCUCGGCGCCGGCCCGUUCCCCGCUCAGCCCCCCGGGCGCGGCUUCGACCCGCCACCCGCACUCGCCUCCGGCUCAGCGGAUGCAGCCCGGAAAGAGCGAGCCCUCGAUUCACCGCCGCCCCCCACGCUGACUUGUGGUGGUGGCGGCGGGGGCUCGCAGGGCGACGAGGAGGCGCACGCGUCGUCCUCGGCUGCGGAGGAGCUCUCCCCAGCCCCUUCCGAGAGCAGCAAAGCCUCGCCCGAGAAGGACUCCCUGGGCAAUUCCAAAGGCGAAAACGCAGCCAACUGGCUCACAGCAAAGAGCGGCAGGAAGAAGCGCUGCCCAUACACCAAGCACCAGACGCUGGAGCUGGAGAAGGAGUUUCUGUUCAACAUGUACCUUACUCGAGAGCGGCGCCUAGAGAUCAGCCGAAGUGUCCACCUCACGGACAGACAAGUUAAAAUCUGGUUUCAGAACCGCAGGAUGAAACUGAAGAAAAUGAACCGAGAAAACCGGAUCCGGGAGCUCACAGCCAAUUUUAAUUUUUCCUGAUGAAGCUCCAGGCAACACCGGGUUUUUUUGUUGUUUUCUUUUGUUUUGUUUGUUUGUUUGUUUUUUGCUGCCAGAGAGCCGGUUGCCUCCCUCCGUCUUCGGCCUCUGCCCAGGAACUCGCACCUGUGCCGGAGCCCCAUUCCUCCCUCCCACACUCGCCAUCUCGCUGGCCGUUACAUCUGUGCAGGGCUGGUUUGUUCUGACUUUUUGUUUCUUUGUCUGUUUGCUUGGUGCUGGUUUACUUGUUUUCUGGGGGAAAAAGCCAUAUCGUGCUAAAUUUCUAUAGAGAGAACAUAUUAUCCUAAAGUGUCGUGUGGUGACUGGGCUGGUUUGCUGUCUCGGGGUUCCUCUGCUGGAAAUGGCUCCAGUCCUCCCGAUGGAGCUAGUUUCCUGCCAGGGCGGGCAAACCUAGCCGGAAGGCCGAGGUCCCAUUGUAGGCGCUGAGGUGUCUGGCCUGAGGUCAAUGGUGCAAGGAGCCGCCACUGGCUCGCCUGCCUGGAGUGCUGGGCUGUGUUUAAUCAGGGGACACAGGCCCCUGGGUUUCUUUUCUCUUUCUUUCUUCCUUCCUCGGCAAAGAGAAGGGCUUACAGGCAUGGACAUGCAGGCUGGCAAAAGGGCUUGACUUUGGCUGAUUAGGAAAUUGAGAAUAAGAAAGAUUAAUCUUUCCUUCCUCUGUAAGAUAUCUCAGCUUUAAAGGAGAGGGAGGGGGAGAAAAGAAAGAACGACCAGGAGAAGGAAACUUCUCUUCCAGUUUGUGUUAGUCUUGCAUUGUGGGACUAAAUUAUUUCACUUACCUCUGAAUUUCCAUAUCCUUCUGGCUGUAGAUAAAUAACCUAAGGUAGUUUUGUUUAUGCGUGAGGAUUUGGGGGGGUUGUCAUUAAAUAAUUGUUACCACUGGUAACACACGACAAGCACACCGCAAUUCUCCCUAUCUUGUGGAGAAUUUUCUUUCUCAUUUUCUUUUUUCUUCUUCCUCUUUCUUUUUCCUUUCCAAAAUUCACAGAAUCCGAGGAGGGCUGGGGCAAGCGGAAUAGACUAGAGAAGGGAGACUUUGGGUUUCCUUUAUACUGUGAAGUUACAUGCAUAAAAGGGUCAAACCUGUAGGUGCAGAAAAAGAAAAAUUAUAAAUACAAAUCUGUAUAAAUGUCUAUUAUGAAAAAUUGCCAAUCUUGUUUUAUGCAAAUGCAUUCUAUCGUUAUUAUAAAUGUUAGUUCUAGCUCUAUUUACUUCUAAUCUUAAAUCAGAAUAAAUUAAUAUUGUAAUGCUGCUGUGCGUGGAAAAAAGACGAUGUUUAUGUUCUUAUAGAAGAAUAAAAGCUGUGGAAUGAAGCUUUUUAAUUUUA